AUGUCGAGAUCGACUGGAGGAUCAUCGUUGAAAGGUAAAGCCAUCGCGUAUCCCACCCAGCCAGACCUCCCAGAGCUUAGACCAAAUGACAUUGUCAUUGCGGUCAUGGGUAUAACGGGGACGGGAAAAACAACGUUGAUCUCGUAUUUUUCCGAGAGGGAAAUGAAGAUCGGCCACGGCCUUGAAGCUUGCACUGCCACCGUGGAAAUUUCGCGUUGCAACCUUCCCGAUGGCUCCAAGAUAUUUCUCGUUGAUACCCCUGGCUUCGACGAUACAUACAAGUCCGACACCGAGAUUCUACGAGAAGUCGCUCACUGGCUCACCGCUGCGUAUACACACGACAUUAAGCUGACAGGUAUAAUAUACCUGCAUCGCAUACAGGACCCACGGGUGACAGGCACGGGCUUGAAGAACCUGAUCAUGUUUCAAAAGCUCUGUGGAGAGGAGGGUCUCGGAAGCGUAGUUCUUGCGACAACGAGGUGGAGUGCAAUCUCGCUUGAGACAGCAGAAGAUCACGAAUCUCAACUCAAGGCUGAAUUCUGGAAAGCGAUGAUCGAUCAUGGUAGCAGGGUUUUUCGCCAAGAUCGAGGUCGAGAAUCAGCAUUGGAGAUAAUCCAAUAUCUCAUAAGGAAGAAAAGACCGGUGACCCUGGAUAUUCAAAGUGAUAUGGUCGAUAAAGGGCUGGAGCUGAAUGAAACUGCGGCUGGGAAGGAAGUGGUAUCGGAAGCCGAGAAGCAGAACAAAGCAAAUGAGGAAAGGAUAGCAUUAAUUCGUAAGGAGCUUCAAGAGGCCCUAACGAGGAAAGACGAAGAAAGUAGAGAAGAAUUGGAAGAGCUGAAGGCUGAGACCGAGAAAGAGAUGCGGACGUAUCGCGAGGAGCUGCAGAAGAUGAAGGUGGGUAGGGAAGAAUUAAGACGGCAGAUGGAGGAAAAGUAUAAGAAGGAAAAGGAACAGCUUUUACAGCAGAUGCAGGCUAACGAGAAAUUACUUGAAGAGGAAGAGCAUCGGCGUCGAACCAUGGAAGAAAAGCAUAAACAGGACCUCGAGCUCCAGAAAGCUAAGCUUCAGAAUAAAUACUACCAGCUGUUGUUAUCGGACAAGUGCUGGGUCAUGUAGAGCCAUGUUAUAAACUCUUAAUUUACC
Molecule: messenger RNA, 1143 nt
Organism: Mytilinidion resinicola
Lineage: Eukaryota; Fungi; Ascomycota; Dothideomycetes; Mytilinidiales; Mytilinidiaceae
Exons: 3
Coding region: 1-1116 (371 amino acids)
Molecular function (GO): GTP binding
Source: RefSeq, a predicted model, not a curated record